Messenger RNA from Esox lucius (northern pike), 2574 nucleotides. RefSeq names its product ATP-binding cassette, sub-family B (MDR/TAP), member 8 (gene abcb8). Bases 155 to 2284 code for a protein of 709 amino acids. Gene Ontology annotation, biological process: transmembrane transport. Gene Ontology annotation, cellular component: membrane. The transcript is spliced from 16 exons. The record is from RefSeq and is a predicted model, not a curated record. Gene Ontology annotation, molecular function: ATP binding; ATP hydrolysis activity; ABC-type oligopeptide transporter activity. Lineage: Eukaryota; Metazoa; Chordata; Actinopteri; Esociformes; Esocidae.
CUACCAGUCGAACGUACCCAUUAAUGUCAAUGAAUGAGAUGCAUUCUGGGAUAGUGUCAUGGCAGCUCGCUUGUUUGUUCUACCUUGUACCCUUCUGAGCUAAGCGCUCUUGUUCUUGGAAUUGUGCUACCUUUCCGUGAAAAGGUCUAAAAAUAUGUUUCACUUACUUUGUAACAGAGUAAGCAAUACUGCACCGGUGCGCCCCCUCUACUCCCGCUUGAAUAAAACACAGGAUAUUUGGAGACAGCCACGAUUACGGCUGUACACAUCACAAUGUGUCAGCGCAGGCAAAGCCUCUGGACAGCCUAGUAAUAUUGCUGGACAUAUCUGGGGUCUGGCUCAAAGAACAGUCCGCCAAUCUUCCUGCAGGAAAAUACGAUUGCCAUGGGGGGGGGGGCUUCAGUUUAUCUUGGGGCCACUGGUUCUUACUCUCUCUGCUCGCUUACUUGGCAAUGUAGCAUAUUGCCAAGCAGAUGUAAACAACAACAUUCUACUGGAGCUUCAAGCCAAAGAAACCGAGCCUGAAUUUGACUGGAAUAUCCUGUGGGAGUUUGUCAAACCCCAGUUGUUUAGCCUUCUUGGUGCUGUUGUGCUUGCUUUUGGUGCUGCAAUCUUGAAUAUUCAAAUUCCUCUGAUGCUGGGCAAUCUGGUGAACAUAGUGGCACGUUACAUGAGAGAACAUACUGGAGAUUACAUGAGAGAGAUGAGGGGACCUGCUCUGAAGUUGCUGGGAUUGUAUGGUCUACAAGGUCUGCUGACUAGUGGUUACAUCAUCCUCCUUUCCAGGGUAGGGGAGCGAGUAGCAGCAGACAUGAGGAAGACACUUUUUCAGUCUUUACUAAGGCAAGAUGUAGCCUUCUUUGAUGCCAACAGGACUGGCAUGCUAGUGAACCGUUUGACUGGUGAUAUUCAGGAGUUCAAGUCCUCUUUCAAACUGGUCAUCUCUCAGGGCCUGCGGAGUGUAACUCAGACGGUUGGGUGUUUCGUGUCUCUCUAUCUCAUCUCUCCUAAACUCACUGGUAUGACAGUGGUGAUACUUCCCUGCCUAGUGGGUGCUGGGGCUCUGAUUGGCUCAUUCCUUCGCAGGCUGUCUCGAUUGGCUCAGGAACAGGUAUCAAAAGCUACAGGGGUGGCGGAUGAGGCCCUUGGCAAUGUGCGGACAGUGAAAGCCUUCGCUAUGGAGGAGCGAGAAAUGCAGUUAUAUGCCUGGGAAGUGGAUAAGUCUUGCGAAAUGAAUGAAUCUUUAGGCUCAGGGAUAGCUGUUUUCCAAGGAAUGUCAAAUAUAGUCCUGAACUGCAUUGUUUUAGGCACAAUUUUUGCUGGUGGGUCUUUGAUGGCGGGUGAUGAAAUGUCUCCAGGUGAACUCAUGUCUUUCUUGGUGGCUUCACAGACGGUUCAGAGGUCACUGGCCAGCAUCUCUAUCCUGUUUGGCCAAAUGGUGAGAGGCCUGAGCUCUGGGGCACGUGUUUUCGAGUACCUGUCUUCGGAGCCUAGCAUUCCACUUUCAGGGGGAGGCCGUAUUCCUGCAAAGUCCCUGACAGGACGGGUGGACUUCAUGAAUAUCACUUUCAGUUACCCAACAAGACCUGGCCAACCAAUCUUGAAAAACUUCAACCUCAUCAUCCCCCCCUGUAAGACUGUUGCUAUUGUUGGAGAGUCAGGAGGAGGAAAGUCCACCGUGGCUUCUUUGCUAGAGCGCUUCUAUGACCCCAGCAGUGGUGUUAUAAUGUUGGAUGGCCUGGAUAUCCGGACCCUGGACCCAUCAUGGCUCAGAGGACAAGUCAUUGGAUUCAUCAGUCAGGAGCCUGUUCUGUUUUGCUCCUCCGUGAUGGAAAACAUUCGCUUUGGUAAGCCAGAGGCCACUGAUGCUGAGGUAAUCCAUGCUGCCAAGCAGGCCAACGCCCACCGCUUCAUCACAGGCUUUCCAGAUGGAUACAACACAUUGGUUGGUGAGCGAGGAGUGACUAUGUCCGGGGGCCAAAAGCAGCGUAUUGCCAUUGCUCGCGCCCUCAUUAAGAACCCCAGCAUCCUGAUCCUGGAUGAAGCCACCAGUGCCCUGGAUGCAGAGUCGGAGCGGGUGGUGCAGGAGGCUUUGGACAAGGCCACAAUAGGACGCACCGUGCUCAUCAUUGCCCACAGGCUCAGCACCAUCCAGAGGGCCGACCUCAUCUGUGUCAUGAGCAAUGGGCGCAUCUUAGAGGCUGGAACUCACAUUGAACUGCUUAGCAAAGGAGGGCUGUAUGCUGACCUGAUCCGCAGACAGAGAUCAGAGGGACAGAAGUGAACACUACAGUACAUUCAUAAAGCACAGGGCUGUAGGCCUACAGCCUUUGUCUAGAAAGGAAAAGAUAUCUUGUAUCAUGUUUAGUCACAAGAUUCAUGUUGGUGUAGAAAAGAAAUAUGAUAUUUAUACAAUCCAAAUGUAUGGGUGGACCAACUAAGUCUUAUUUUAUUGUGGUCCAAGGCUUUGGAAAUUACAGGUGUUUAUCAUUUGUUGUUAAUAGGAAGAUUAUUCUAAUUGUACAGUAUUUCAAUGUUUUUAAACUGUCCUGUAUAAAUGAGUAUAUUUUGCAA